Messenger RNA from Polyodon spathula (Mississippi paddlefish), 2329 nucleotides. Its product is annotated as junctophilin-1-like. Gene Ontology annotation, cellular component: sarcoplasmic reticulum; endoplasmic reticulum membrane; plasma membrane. The record is from RefSeq and is a predicted model, not a curated record. The coding region runs from base 307 to 2313 and encodes 668 amino acids. Lineage: Eukaryota; Metazoa; Chordata; Actinopteri; Acipenseriformes; Polyodontidae. The transcript has 5 exons.
CUGUCUCUCCCUCCCUCCCUCUGUGUGUGCACUGAAAGGAGGGGUCAUUAAAACAAACAGUAGCAGCAGCAGAGGCAGCGUGGCUGCUCCCGUAAAUGUCCAUAUCCUCCGUUCCCAUUCACACACACCUACAUAUACAUACACACAUAACAUAACACUACAAAUUCACGUCUCCAAUUCUCUGGCUACGACAUUCUUUAGUUAUCCUGUUCUUCGUCAUAUCCUUGGUCCUGAACCCAGUGACAGUGGGAAAAAAUACAACAUCGCUCAUCUGCUGCAUUUUAUAUUAUUUCUCCCCACUUCUGAAUGACGGGCGGACGGUUUGACUUCGACGAUGGCGGAACAUACUGCGGUGGCUGGGAAGAUGGGAAAGCCCACGGGCACGGCAUCUGCACCGGCCCCAAGGGCCAGGGCGAGUACGCCGGGUCCUGGUCGCAUGGCUUUGAGAUAGUCGGGGUGUACACCUGGCCCAGUGGGAAUAUGUACGAAGGAUACUGGGCGCAGGGCAAAAGGCAUGGGUUAGGUGUAGAGACGAAAGGAAGGUGGUUGUACCGGGGCGAGUGGAGUCAUGGGUUUAAGGGUCGCUAUGGGGUCCGGCAAAGCGUCAACACACCGGCCAGGUACGAGGGCACUUGGAGUAAUGGGCUACAGGACGGGUAUGGCAUUGAGACCUAUGGAGAUGGAGGUACUUACCAGGGGCAGUGGACUGGAGGAAUGAGACAUGGGUACGGUGUUCGACAGAGUGUGCCUUAUGGAAUGGCUACGGUUAUUCGUUCACCCCUUCGAACCUCCCUUGCUUCACUUCGCAGUGAGCAGAGCAAUGGCAGUGUACUUCAUGACAUCACAGCAGACAGCCCCGCUGGAACUAGAGGAGGCUUUGUGCUCAACUUUCAGAGUGACAGCGAAGGAAUGACCAGUAAGAAAAAGGGCCUGUUCAGAAGAGGUUCCCUUCUAGGCAGUUUGAAGCUUAGAAAAUCUGAAUCUAAAACAUCUAUAUCAAGCAAACGCAGCUCGGUACGGAGUGAUGCAACAAUGAGUCGCAUUAGUUCCAGUGAUGCCAACUCUACAAUUAGCUUUGGCGAUGGGGACUUACCUGAUGAUUAUUUCCCGAUGGAAGACCACGUUGAUGCUACAACAACUGAAACAUAUAACGGAGAAUGGAAGAAUGAUAAGCGUAGUGGGUUUGGCAUCAGUGAGCGCUCAAAUGGAAUGAAGUACGAGGGGGAGUGGCUGAACAACAUGAGGCAUGGAUACGGGUGCACAAUGUUUCCAGAUGGUACAAAGGAAGAAGGAAAGUACAAAAACAAUGUUUUAGUGCGUGGAAUUAGAAAGCAACUUAUACCCCUUAAAAAUACGAAAACUAAAGAAAAAGCUGAUCGAGCUGUGGAAGGAGCACAACGGGCAGCAGCUAUUGCAAGAACAAAAGUUGAAAUAGCUGCUUCAAGAACCGCACAUGCAAGGGCUAAGGGAGACGCUGCAGAUCAGGCAGCCCAGGCUGCCUGCCAGGAAUCUGAUCUUGCAAGAGCCGUUGCCAGGGAACUUUCUCCAAGCUUCCACCAGCCAGGCCCUGAUUACCUCAAGCAGAGGUUUAACGACACCAUGGAAAUCAAGGAGGCCCCAGAAGAGAAAAUUAAGGAAAACCCUCCCCCAUCCCCAUCAGACAGUCCUCAUUUUUACAGGAAAGGAACAACUCCCCCUCGAUCUCCCCAGGAGAGCCCCAGAACCACCCCGUCCCCAUCUCCCCAAAGCAGCACGAAGAAGAAGCAGAAUAGCAGCAGCUCUGGGGGAAAGCUGAGCAAGGAAGACAAGGUCCCGACCACCGAAAACUUAGCAGCCAGCUCAAGCAAGUCAGGGUCAAGAUCAUCAGUGAGGCAGGAAGCGCCCCCCAAACCUGUCAAGAAAGUGGAACCAGCUCACAAUCCCACCACCUCUGGAAACGGACAGUUACACUCCCAGUACCAUAGCUAUUUAGUGAAGACAGACAUGAAGCUGCCAGCUGAAGAGCUUGAAGAUGUUGACUACAAUGUAUCCCAUGCGUCUCUAGGUAGACAUCUGCCCCCUCCGAAGCAGAGCAGAGCACCCCCCGCCAAGUCCCUAAAGGCGAAGCAAGUCGCCAAAGAAAGCAAACCCGAGCAAAAACUCAAGAAACAGGAAUCCUCAAAACCAAAGAGCCUAUCAGAAACCAAGAAAGCAAGCAUCGAGGUCACAAGUGAAAUUAUAGAGGUUGAAUCAGGUCCUAACUCAAUUUUGGUUGCCCUUGUUAUGCUGUUGAAUGUUGGUUUAGCAAUUCUUUUCAUCCAUUUCCUGACUUGAUGGAGCAAUAGCUCAG